AUGGCCAUCCACCCGACAUUGCGCCCUCAAUCGAAUGCCCAGGGAACUUUGUCCCCGCAGCAAACCCGGGCAAUAUCAGCUUGGUCUGAACAGGCAGCUGCGCAUCUGGAAAGCCUGACCAUCUCGGAUUCCGUUCCCGCGGCCGACCAGCAUUGUGCUGGUCCCGAGUCCCCUUCCACCCGCGGCGCCUUGCGAGGGACCACGGUUACACUUUCAAUCCCACUGGAUGACCCAGUCCCCAGCACGGGGAAUACAUCUGCUCCGAGGGUCAAACUCUUAGGUCAGACUUCCACCCAGGCACCGCAGGUCCCUUCGGUCAGUUUCCGGCGUCGAGAACCACUCCGUCGUGAUAGUCUGAAGAGGCGCGAGGCGUUGUUGAAGGGCAAGGAUGGAAGUCGUCGCAGGCAACGCUGGGAGAAUGAUCGCCUCCUGAACAAUCCUUGGGCCGAACCACCAUCUUCCAGGGACUGGGCAGUGGAGCCAACGUACACUCGACACGACCCGAUGCCGUACUACCUCGCUCCUCUCUGGGACGUCCAUUACAAGCACAUAGAUCACACCUCAUCGAAGCAGACCGCAAAGGGCACAAAGGGUGAGAAGCAUCGUGUUCCGAAGGAUCUCCGCCUCAAGCUGAAGCAUGCGCGUGCUGCACGGGGUAUGCUUCAGGAUAUUGAGGAGGAUAUCCGACAGUUCAUCCAGAGAUGGGGCGAGAAGCAACUCUUGCUUCAGAGGGAUGGCCUGGCAGACGCGCCAGUAUCGUCUGACGAGGACUCCGAGGACGAGGUUGUAUUUGUGGGAAGAAAUGGACAAAUGCACGACUCCCCGGAACGCAAGCAAAAGCUGCAGCAAAUGCGGGAGGCUAUGCAUGCCAAUAGAGAACGGGAUGGGGAGAAGUUAGUCUUUGAGAGCCUAGUAGAUGAUCGGGCCUCUGGAUUUGGUCGCUGGCUCGUCCACUCCAUUGCUUCAUACUACGGCUUACAUACGUGGUCCGUCACUGUGGGGGAACCCGCCCGCCGCGAGGCAUACGUUGGGUUCUAUCCUCCGGCUCCGGGAAGUCGCGCUGGGCUUGUAACCCAGCCUGCUUGCCAUCAGGAGGCGAUGAUCCAACCAGGCGAUGCUCUUCCACAGCCUCUGUGGGCGCAGGUAUGA
This is a messenger RNA of Aspergillus pseudonomiae, 1149 nucleotides long. RefSeq lists its product as uncharacterized. NCBI's taxonomy places the organism in Eukaryota, Fungi, Ascomycota, Eurotiomycetes, Eurotiales, Aspergillaceae. The coding region runs from base 1 to 1149 and encodes 382 amino acids. The transcript is spliced from 3 exons. The record is from RefSeq and is a predicted model, not a curated record. Gene Ontology annotation, molecular function: nucleic acid binding.